Amphimedon queenslandica is the source of this 936-nucleotide messenger RNA. RefSeq names its product ubiquitin domain-containing protein UBFD1-like. Gene Ontology annotation, molecular function: cadherin binding; RNA binding. The record is from RefSeq and is a predicted model, not a curated record. The transcript is spliced from 7 exons. Lineage: Eukaryota; Metazoa; Porifera; Demospongiae; Haplosclerida; Niphatidae. Bases 55 to 795 code for a protein of 246 amino acids.
AAUUUUCAGAAAGGUUAGUUUGCGCAUGCGCAGUUUGCCUAGCCACCUCCCAAAAUGGCCGAGGCUAGGAAUGGUGAUGAGGGAGAAGCUGGAGGAGAGUCCACCAAUGGUGCCAUAAGUUUCAGAGCCGUGUGGAAAAAGGAAGUGUACAAUAUUGAUUUUUCAGAAAAUAAAACAAUUGGAGCACUCAAGACACACUUGCACUCGUUAACAGGUAUACCUCCAGGAAUGAUGAAACUCAUGUACAAAGGUAAUUUAAAAGAUGUCUCAACUCUAAAAGAAGCUAAGAUAGUCCCGGGGAUAAAGAUAAUGGUAAUUGGGUCUACCAUUACUGACGUAAUAGCAGUUAGCCCUCCUGACCCUGCAGAGCUAAAACAAAGUGCUUCGGAAGAAACAGACUCUGUAAAGGAAUCACUCUCAGAGCAAACUCAACACAAAAAGAUUCUUGAUAAAGGCAAGCCUGACGAUGUAUACCCAGGUAUCAAGCACAGCAACGAUCCACUCCCUCCUUCCCCUAUAUCUGGACUUUGCAACAAAUACGGUGCCAAAGUUAGACUACAUUUUAAACUUGAGCUGGAGCAGCUUUGGAUUGGAACAAAAGAGAGGACUGAUAAAGUACCACUUGGAUCCAUUAGAAAAGUAAUAUCUGAACCAAUCAAAGGACAAGAGGAAUAUCAUAUAAUGGCAUUACAAUUAGGCCCAACAGAGAACUCUAGGUACUGGCUGUAUUGGGUGCCAGCUCAAUUUGUAGAAGCUAUCAAAGACGUUAUAUUAGGAAAAUGGCAGUAUUUCUGAUUUAAAAAUUGUAUAUUAUUAUUAUUAUUAUUAUCAAAAAGUAUAACUCCUCCCAGAUCUUUAUAUUAUUAUUUAUUAACUUUCAAUGAAAAUAAUGAUUAUUAUUAUUAUUAUACAAACAAUACAAAUUAAUAGACGACA